AUGUCGACGAAAAAUGCGACUUCAUUGAUAAGUCUUGAAGAGGCGCAAACAAAUGCUUGGGUGUGUCAGAUCAUUGCGGCGGCAGGAGUCCUGGGUUUCCUGGGAAACCUCUUGGUAUGCUUCGUCAUCCUUCGCGUCAGGUUUCUCCACAACAUGACGAACUACCUGCUGGUGAAUCUAGCUGUGGCCGACAUGCUGAUAUGUCUCAGUGCCUUUUUCCAUUACAUUUCUGCCUCGGGCAGGUGUACGAUCAUAAACUUCGUUCCAGCGAGCACCCUUGGAAGGGAGCUAUUCUGCCGGCUUGUGACGUCCCAGUCUCUCAUCUGGGCGUUUUCCAACGCAGGCGCUAACAACCUCUGCGUGGUGACGCUGGAAAGAUACAUAGCUAUCGUACAUCCACUGCAAUAUGCCAGAAGAGUCACAGCAACAAAGAUGAAGACGCUCGUCGCUCUGCUCUGGAUGCUUUCUGUCCUGUUGUCUCUACCGUUUAUAUUCACAAUCAGCGCCAGUGAUGAUCCAGACAAAGCCUGUUCUGACAUCACGUACCCUCAUCCAGCAUUCCCCGUGUUGCUUGGUGUUGUGAUGGUUUCAUUCACCUACAUACUGCCCGUCAUAUUGAUGAGUUUGGCCUACUACAAAAUACAAGUUACCCUCAAAAGGCAAGCGAAAGCCCUGAACUUACAACGCGCAAAGGCAGCAGCUUAUGACCUCGUGAUUGCUAGACAGCAUGUCAUCAGCAUGCUUACGAUUGUCCUGGGAACUCUCAUAAUCUUCUGGACACCGGAUAGCAUCUGUGUCAUUUUGUGCUUGCACCCAACAAGCGAUAGCACACUCGAUUUCUGUGAUACAGAGAGUUUCAAGUACAUCAGUGGCAUAACCAGUUUCCUGCUAUACCUAAACUCGGUGGUUAACCCCAUCAUCUACGAGCUGAAGUACAAGAAAUUCCGGAAGGGUUUGAGGGCGGUUUUCUGCACUUGUUUGGACGAGCACGGCGGUAGCAACGCCGUGGAUGCCGAGAUGGCUCGACGUUGAUGAGUUGUCACUGAGUGGUGUUUUCAUUUAGGACCUGCUAUAGAGUGGAAGUCACGGUGUUUGCAGUUUAUACACACGAAGUGUACACAUUAUAUCUGAGGAGUUUAUUCGUGUGCUUCUUAACAACUGGUCGACGUUUCGAACGGUGUGCUUCGUCCAUCUUCAGGAGACUGUCGGACUAUGGCAAUGCAGGGCUUACGGAGGAU
Patiria miniata (bat star) is the source of this 1238-nucleotide messenger RNA. RefSeq names its product somatostatin receptor type 1-like. Gene Ontology annotation, molecular function: G protein-coupled receptor activity. NCBI's taxonomy places the organism in Eukaryota, Metazoa, Echinodermata, Asteroidea, Valvatida, Asterinidae. The record is from RefSeq and is a predicted model, not a curated record. Gene Ontology annotation, cellular component: membrane. Gene Ontology annotation, biological process: G protein-coupled receptor signaling pathway. The transcript has a single exon. Bases 1 to 1032 code for a protein of 343 amino acids.